Zootoca vivipara (common lizard) is the source of this 1878-nucleotide messenger RNA. RefSeq names its product RNA binding motif protein 38 (gene RBM38). The record is from RefSeq and is a predicted model, not a curated record. Gene Ontology annotation, molecular function: mRNA 3'-UTR binding. Gene Ontology annotation, cellular component: cytosol; nucleus. Lineage: Eukaryota; Metazoa; Chordata; Lepidosauria; Squamata; Lacertidae. Gene Ontology annotation, biological process: regulation of RNA splicing.
CGCUGAGUCGCUGUUGCUCGGGGGAGCGGGCUCCCCCGGUCUUCUCCUCCUUCCUCCUCCUGCUCCUCCUCGCCCGUGGACCGCUCGCUGGGUCGCGCGGUGACCCAGGCAGAGUAGGACAUCUCCUUCCUUCCACCCUGGACGUCUUUCCUCGCGCCUCGUCUCGCCCUUUCCUCCUCUUGGAUGCUUAUUCCAGCCUCUCCCACUCUCCGCCGCCCUCCUCGUCCUCGUCGCCCUUCUCCUGCUCUCCAAGUAGCAGCUGCGGCCAUCGCCGUCGGGGCUGCUCCGGCGCCAUGCACACGGUGCAGAAGGACACUACCUUCACGAAGAUCUUCGUCGGGGGGCUGCCCUACCACACCACGGACUCCUCGCUGAGGAAGUACUUCGAGGUGUUCGGCGACAUCGAGGAAGCCGUCGUCAUCACGGACCGGCAGACGGGAAAAUCCCGGGGAUAUGGCUUCGUGACCAUGGCUGACAGAUCUGCAGCCGAAAGGGCUUGCAAGGAUCCCAACCCCAUCAUUGACGGCCGGAAAGCAAACGUGAACCUUGCCUACCUGGGAGCAAAACCAAGGAGUAUUCAAACUGGUUUCACCUUAGGGGUGCAGCAGCUACAUCCAGCUCUCAUCCAGAGACCUUAUGGGCUCGCACACCACUUCAUCUACCCUCAAGCCAUCGUCCAGCCCAGCGUGGUCAUCCCGACCCCCGUACAGUCGAUGACAUCUCCCUACAUAGACUACGCAACGGCGACCCAGGCCUACUCGCAAUUCACCGCCACCGCUGCCUACGACCAGUAUCCGUACGCUGCCUCUCCCGCUGCUGGAUUCAUGGGAUAUGGCUACACAGGGGCUGUCCAGCCACCUCUCACCGCCUCCAAUCCUGCAGUGGCCGCUUCCACCGCCUUCAUGCAGUAUCCAACCACACAGCUGCAACCCGACCGUAUGCAGUAGAUCACCUCCACCCUUUUGGAGAAGGACUAUUUCUUUCUUCCCAUGAUGGAGUGGAAAUAUUUUUUUUUUCUUUAGAGGGGGUGGGGAUCGGGGUUCGAAUCCGUGAGAUGAAAGAGGAAAGCAGUUCAAAAUAAAUAAACCGGAGUUUCUUAAAAGACUUUUUUAGGAAGAAUGCAUAUCAAUACCUAAGCUAUUUAUAGUGUUACAGGCAAGCUUUGCAAAAGGAAAGGAAAAGAAAAAAAAGACAUUCAUAACAAAGGAACUUUCGUAAGCUCUCUCAUUUUUUUAAAAUGAAGACAAAUAAUUGUUGCAGAGGUGGACUGUAAGCGACUUAAAGAGGAAAACUACAGGUUUGGGCACACUUAAAUCAGUCUGCUUCCACCGCCCAUCAUUUUCUCACUCCCUGCUUUUAUGCACUACUUAACUCUAUUGAACUCUGCAGGCUGGUCAUUUGCUCUUGCCACAGAAGGUACCCGGAGAAUACAAUAAUGGGGAAAAAAUGCAACCUUUUUCUUUUUGGCUCCUCUUAAAAACAUUGUAAUAUUCAAGAUGCCUUACGGAGGAAAGAAAGAAAGAAGAACCUAUUUUAAUAUUUAUUGUGAUCUUUUUUAUUAUUAUUAUUCACGGGAGCUGUGAAGUGCAGGUGGAAGAAUAGUAAUAUCUGCCUUGUUUAAUUCUCAACUAAAUUAUUGUAUGUAGGUGAAGAAAAAACGUUCCUAAGUAACGCUAAAUCACUUUCAACAUGCAAAAAAAAGGGAAUAUUGGCUCGAAGGACGAUGGGAUAUUCCUUUAGUCAACGCACUGUAAUUUUCUCUCUUCUUCUUCUUGUAAUUGUUACUCUUUUAAGAUUAUCUCAAAAGUUUUAGGUAUAUUUUUUAAAGCAAAAAAAAAGGAAGGGGAAAAAAAGAAUGCUGAACAUAUUGUCUACUUU